AUGCACCAAAUCCUCGAGCCCAUCCUGUCCCUCCUCGACCAGAAAUCUCUCCUCGCCUCAAGACUCGUGUGCUCCACCUGGGCAGCCAUCGCACGACCAUGUCUUUCUAUCGAGGCUAUCUGGAGGGAUUGCUCGCUCUCUGAAGCCAAGAUCGUCUGUCUUGAACGAUUGGUGAGGACGGAUAUCCUUGUUGUUCAGUACCAUCCCAAGAACACCUCCAUCACCACCCCGUCCUCGGCAGUGGGCGCAAAAAAGGACAGGGACGAGGACAGGGACGAGGACAGGGACAGCAUUCUAUUCGGAGAUUUGACACCGCCUCUCGCCACCCUGCAGCGAACAGCGCGUGUGAAAAAAUUGGUCCUCAAGGAUGCGUACGAUUUCCACACAAGGCUGGAGGUAUUUCUGGAGGUCUUCCCAACACUAUCAACACUUGUCCUCGACAAGCUCAUCAAGGGUCCUCUUCGGAUCGACAUCCUCCUCGCGUCUUGUCCGAGUUUGAAAACCCUUUCCGUCGAGUAUGUCCUUACCGAUCGUGUCUUGUGGGGUCCGCCUCCUUCACAGCGGUCUAUCGUCAUUCAGCGACAACAGCAAAAGCUCCUGGGCGAUUCUUUAACGAAGUAUAUCGACCAACCCCUCGCAUCUCGACCACCACUUCGUUGCGGAUACGGAUUGCAGACACUCAUCCUCCGCCAUGCAAUGUCCAGUCAAUCUGCAAUCAAGUCCAUGCUCCAAACCCUACCCUCGCUCCUCUCGCUCGAGAUCCGCUUUUUAAAGAUCCCAAAUUCACACCCCGUGAACCCUCCAAUCUUCCAUCGUCCUACAUUUUUCCGUGACCUUAGUGGAUCAUGUCCAAAUCUCCAACACCUCCACUUUUCAAUCUUCCAUCGCCCCCUCCUCGUCCCCGACUCCAUGACCAUGUGUGAAGCACUCCCGACUCUUACUGGAUUGGGACUCCCUUGUCAAGACCUGGAAUCGUAUCGACAACCGAUCGGGAUCGGGAUCGACGAGACCGAUGCAGGUGGUGUUGGACCGGACACUCCACGGUUGGGUGUACUAGAGUUCUAUGUCAACCAUUUGACGAGACUGGAAUUGCUGGCGUAUCGGUUUUCACAGGAGGACAGUCUUAUCAGCAACUUGCACGCGUUUUUGACGGAAGCGGUUCAUUUACAGCAUUUGGUUGCACCCAAGGUCAAUUACUGGACGGAGUUUCUAGAAAUGAAGGACGUUCAGCCCAGCAACGGAGCUGGCGCCUCUAUUUUGCGAACCACAGCGGACGGCCAGCACCAUUAUCAACAUCAACACCCAGCAACAUCCUUCAUGUCAGCCGCAGCGUCCGGCGCAAACAACUCCCAAUGGUCAGCCUCCAAAACCAAGACCUGGGGUUGGGCCUGCAGGAACCUCGAAACCCUCCACCUAGGCUUCAAAGCCAAGGAAACCUAUACCCCCAACGGUCACGACGAUAGCAGCCCCAGGAAACGUCUCAUCACCGAAGAGUCCCGGAUCCUAUUCGGUUUCAUUGCACGGAUCUGUCCUCAGUUGAGAGAUCUGCAUAUCCGGAAAUACUCUUUGGAUCUGAGUCUUGAGGGCGGGUUAUGUCUAUUGACGCAGUUGAGAGAGUUGGAGCAGUUGGUGAUCUGGAGUCAAACGAAGGGGUUCCGCUUGCGUGAAAAGGAUGUUGAUUGGAUUGGGUACAAUGGCGUUGACGACGUUUUUCUUGCUGGUGGUAGUGGCGAGCAGCAGCAGGAGAUGACAGCGGUCGGAGCGACGGCCGCAUCUGCAGCAGUUACUCCAACGACAUCCACCUCCACCUCACAAUCAACCAUCACGAUCGCAACCAGAACAGGAACAGGAGCAGGAACCAACGCCUCAACAGCACCACCAGUCACGACACCAGCCAUUACUACAGCAGCUCACAAUGCUACAGCUCAAAGCAACAAUAGCACUAACAGCAGCAAUAGUAACCCCAACAGCAGCAACGGUAACCCCAACAGCAGCAGCAGCGCCCCUACCGUCGGCGCUAUCAACCCCAAUACUGGUAGCACCAACAAGGGGCCCAAGAAAAGUAUCAAAGCAUUCCUUUACAAACUAUCCGGUUCUUCCUCUUCCUCCUCAUCGAUACCACCAAAGACUCGCCCACAGCAACAUGUGCCUGUUAUCCAAAAACACCCUACAGAACUCUACACCAACAUGCCAUCGAGGGUCAUGGAAGUCUUCAAAACCGACGACGACUGGCUUGCAAAGAUAACCCUCACCAGGUCCGCCAUUGGAUGGACCAAUUUGGUCGUCGCCACCGCUGUCAGCUCAACGGGAUCGCAACAAGCGGCGCCGCUGUUCGCAAAAAAAGACCAGUCUGUAUACCGCUGCUGGCCACACCUCCGAACAAUGGUUUGGGCAAUCGAUCCCGUGAACAUCUUUCACGACGAACGCGCUUCAAAAGUGUUUUCUAACCUGAGACCCGACAUCGAGUUCAAAGUCCAGAAGUACCUUGAAUAA
This is a messenger RNA of Linnemannia hyalina, 2493 nucleotides long. The record is from the annotation of a GenBank genome assembly. Lineage: Eukaryota; Fungi; Mortierellomycota; Mortierellomycetes; Mortierellales; Mortierellaceae.